GUUGCAUUGAUAUCCGCAUUUUACCAUCUUCCAAGGUCGCCGCAGCUUUUCAGUCGCAUCUCUGAAAAUCUGCGUGGAGGUGCUGAAAGCCACGAUCAGUAUAUCGCUUUCUUGCUGUUGCUUCGUGGUGCGACAGCAGUCCUUGUUGCUCGCCUUCCACGAGGACGAUCAUCACGCCCCUCCUUUUUUCUUUAAGUAUCCUCCUAGCCCAUUUUCCUUCAUUACUGUAGCAAUCGUCUGCCCUUCUCUUCCACACCGCAUUAGAAGGAAACAACCCGCAUGUUCCGUCCUUCUCUCCUUCACUUGAAGGUGCCCUUCCCGGUGCUGCGCAGCGCCGGCGCUUUCCCGCGCUUCGACCUCUGCGUCAUCGGCGGCGGCCCCGGCGGCAUCGCGGCGGCCAUGCGGGCGGUGGACUACGGCAAGUCUGUCUGCAUCGUCGAGGCGGAUCACUUGGGCGGCGCCGACCUGUGGGGCGGCACGGUGCCCUCCAAGAUGAUGUGGCAGAUCGCUGACUUCGCAUCUACGCUAACUGACUCCGCCUUCACGAGCGACCUGCUCGACCAGGGCGACGCACGCCGCAUCGUCAGCGGCAUCCCGAGCGAGCGCAUUACAGCGCUGACGCAGAAAACCUGUGCCGAGAAGGAGGCGGAGUGGCGCCACUUUUUAGAGGUCGCGGGGGUGCAGGUCAUCGCCGGCAAGGCCUCUUUUGCGAGCCCGCACGAGGUCGACGUGCACACCAAAGGCACGGGGGAGUACCGCGCCCUCCAGGCAGACAACUUUCUCAUCGCCACCGGCUCGCGUCCGCGCAGCCACAGCCUCGCCGUGUGUGACCACGUCCACAUCGUCAACUCCAGCGACGUCUUCCAGCUGCCCGUGCCGCAGAGCAUGGUGGUGAUUGGCGCCGGCCCGAUGGGCUGCGAGGUGGCUUCGAUGUACGCCAAGCUGGGGCGGACAAAGAUUUAUUUGAUCGACAAGGCGGCCCGCAUUCUGCCGAAGGAGGACGAGGACGUGGCCAUGUACGUGCAGAAGCACCUCAUCCAACGCGGCGUCAUCAUCCACCACGACUGCCGCUUAUUCGAUUUGGAGUCCGUGGACGGGGGGUGCCAGUACGCGGUGCGGAACAUUUGCACUGGCGGCAUCGAGACGUACCACGUGGAGCGGGCGAUGGUGGCGGUGGGCCGCGUGCCGAACCUCGAGACGCUGGGCCUGGAAAACACGGAGAUGCGCGUCGUGAACGCCAUGCUGGACCGCGACGAGUACGGUCGGUGCAAGCCGUACAAGCACAUCUUCUGCAUCGGCGACGCCGCGGGCAGGCAGAAGACGGUGAACAUCGCCCACGCGGCGGGGCAGGCGGCGGUGGACACGAUGUUCGGCUGCUCGCCGCGGCAGGCGGUGAACGCGUCUGCGCUGUCCAACGUGGCGACGAACAUGUUUUUGGAGAACGAGGUGGCGGGCAUUGGCUUGAACGAGGAGCAAUGCCGUGCAAAGGAGAUUAGCUACAGUGUCGCGAAGCUGGAACUGAAGCAUCUCACGCGGUCCGUCAUGAUGGGCCGCUCGGACGGCUUCGUGAAGCUCAUUGUCACGAACAAUCGCGAGAAGCGAGUACUGGGUGUGCGGGCGGUGGGGCCACACGCCGGCUCUGUGGUGGAGGUGGCAUCACUGCCGAUCCGCAACAACGAGUCCGUCUACGCGAUGCUGAAGCAUAAACCCGCCUAUCCGUCCCUCGUGGAGGGUGUGACGGAGUGUGCGGCAAUGCUGGUGAGCCGCAACCAGCGCCGGUCGGACGUGGUGGACCGAAUCAGCAUCAAGACAUGGCAACCCGAUGCGCGGGUCCCGUCCGUGUAG
This is a messenger RNA of Leptomonas pyrrhocoris, 1845 nucleotides long. Its product is annotated as putative mitochondrial. Gene Ontology annotation, molecular function: dihydrolipoyl dehydrogenase (NADH) activity; flavin adenine dinucleotide binding. The record is from RefSeq and is a predicted model, not a curated record. The coding region runs from base 280 to 1845 and encodes 521 amino acids. Lineage: Eukaryota; Euglenozoa; Kinetoplastea; Trypanosomatida; Trypanosomatidae. Gene Ontology annotation, cellular component: mitochondrion; oxoglutarate dehydrogenase complex. The transcript has a single exon.